AAACCGUCCAUUGAAGCGACCGUCAAUGAACAGAUGGUGACUUCAAGCAAUGUUCCAUCUUCGAAGUCGCUUACUGCUGACGAAAUGACUGCGUGGAUAGUACAUGGUGGCUAUAGUCCAACUGUUGUGCAAUCCUAUUGUCGACCAGACGCAUGCGUAAUGUACCGUGGCGAUUGCUAUUGA
This is a messenger RNA of Anisakis simplex (herring worm), 183 nucleotides long. NCBI's taxonomy places the organism in Eukaryota, Metazoa, Nematoda, Chromadorea, Rhabditida, Anisakidae. The record is from the annotation of a GenBank genome assembly.